GGAACUUGGAGCAGAGGGAAAACCUAGGGGCCAGAGGGCUGUGCGCUCGCGCGGGCGGCUCAGCAGGUUUAAAAAAAUCUGAUUCUCUUCAAGGAAUAGUCUGAUCCAGUCUAAUUUCAUAAUGGCCAGUACUGUGUCCUAUUGGAUUUUAAAUUCAGCCAGAAACCGCUUACAAGGAAAAAGACAUUUGUACUUAAGAUUUGUCCAAAAUAAGAAUAAGUUGAAAUGGAAGGAUUUUUCUAAAAGGCUAUUUAAACCAGUAGCAGUGGAUUGUGGACCCCACAGUAAUGGCUUCUUUCAACAAAAAGCUUUCAGACACACUUCUACUGAAGAAGAUGACUUUCAUUUGCAACUCACACCUGACCAGAUAAGUGCAAUCUUGAGAGCCGGUGAAUCAUCACAUAAAAUUCUUGAAUUUGAGGGCAAAUUUCCUAAUCCAGUGUUAAAGUUUGAAAGCAAUCAGUUGGCCGCCAACUCUCCAGUUGAGGACCGUCGAAGUAUAGCAUCUUGUCUUCAAACUAAAGGGAUGAUGUUUGGUGUCUUUGAUGGGCAUGGGGGCCAUGCUUGUGCCCAGGCAGUGAGUGAAAGACUCUUCUAUUAUGUUGCGGUGUCCUUGAUGUCUCAUAAGACCCUGGAGAUGAUGGAGGAUGCCAUGGAGUGUAUGAAACCUCUAUUGCCCAUCCUGCAGUGGUAUAAGCAACCAGGUGACAGUAUUUACAAGGAAGUUACAUCAUUGCACUUUGACCACCUCCGGGUCUAUUGGCAAGAGAUGCUUGACCUGCAUAUGGAAAUGGGGCUCAGUGUAAAGGAAGCCAUAACGCAUUCCUUCCAGAGACUGGAUUCUGACAUUUCUCUGGAAAUUCAGGCUCCCUUAGAAGAUGAAAUGCUAAGAAACCUCUCCCUGCAGGUGGCAUUUUCUGGUACAACAGCAUGCGUGGCCCAUGUUGAUGGCAUUCACUUGCAUGUGGCGAAUGCUGGAGAUUGUCGUGCUAUACUUGGGAUUCAGGAGGAAAAUGGGACAUGGUCUUGUCUGCCCCUUAGCCAAGACCAUAAUGCUUGGAACAAAGCCGAGAUGUUAAGGAUAAAGAAGGAGCACCCCAAGUCUGAGGAAAGGACUAUUAUCAUUGAAGAUAGGCUGUUGGGUGUUCUUAUGCCUUGCAGGGCAUUCGGUGAUGUCCAGUUAAAAUGGAGCAAAGAAUUGCAGCACAGUGUCCUCCAGAGAGGUUUUGAUACUGAGGCUUUGAAUAUUUAUCGAUUUACCCCUCCUAACUAUUACACUCCACCUUAUUUGACGGCAAAGCCAGAAAUCACUUACCACAAACUGAGACCUCAGGAUAAGUUCCUCGUAAUAGCUUCUGAUGGACUGUGGGAUUUGCUGCGUAAUGAGGAUGUGGUGAGACUUGUCGUGGAACACCUUGAGGAGGCCAGUAGGCAGAAGCCUGAACUAGAUAAGAAACCAGCUAAUUUGGGCCUCAUGCAGAACCUGUUACUCCAGAGAAAAGCAAAAGGGAUCCAUGCCCCUGACCAAAAUGCAGCCACGCAUCUAAUAAGGCAUGCCAUUGGAUGCAAUGAAUAUGGGGAAAUGGAGCAGGAGAAGCUUGCUGCCAUGUUGACUCUGCCUGAUGACUUAGCACGGAUGUAUAGGGAUGAUAUCACAGUUACGGUGGUUUAUUUUAAUUCUGACUCAAUUGACAUGUUUUAUAAGGAGAACCAAUAAGCUUCUGCCCCUUUCCCUACCUCUUGCAAAGUUGAUUUAAGUGUUGGGAUAUAAAAUUUUUU
Gracilinanus agilis (Agile Gracile Mouse Opossum) is the source of this 1779-nucleotide messenger RNA. RefSeq names its product pyruvate dehyrogenase phosphatase catalytic subunit 2 (gene PDP2). NCBI's taxonomy places the organism in Eukaryota, Metazoa, Chordata, Mammalia, Didelphimorphia, Didelphidae. Bases 122 to 1717 code for a protein of 531 amino acids. Gene Ontology annotation, biological process: protein dephosphorylation. The record is from RefSeq and is a predicted model, not a curated record. The transcript has 2 exons. Gene Ontology annotation, molecular function: cation binding; protein serine/threonine phosphatase activity.